UCAGUGCUCACCGCCUCAUGUGUGCGGGCUGCCGGCUUGUGUGACAACAAAUGGUCGCGGGAUGCGCGAGUGCAAUCCGGCUGUCCGAUCGAGAGGACUUCUUCGCCUCCUCCUGCACCGUCCACGCACCCCCAACGUUCCAUCGCUCCGGGAUCAGAAUGGAAGAGCCCUUGUGACAGCACCACGGACAGACCCACGCUGAGACCGAGCAUGGCCGUGGACGCGGCGUCCAGCUUCAGCUUUUGCCGCGCCUCCCUGGAGCACACGUUGUCGGCUGAAGAGCUGAGCUACCAACUGCCACGUCGGUCCGGGGGCAGCAACCUGACCUGGCAUGACGGCCGUGGCGAGAAGACAGCUCACACGCGCACCGUCAAACUGCUGCAGCAGCCUGGCACAGAGGGCAUCCAGGUGCAUCCAGGUGAAGCCUUCACUGUGUUCCACACCAGCCCCACGUUGUCCAGUCUGUCCAAACCCGUGGUGCUGUGGACUCAGCAGGACGUCUGCAAGUGGCUUAAGAAACACUGUCCUCACAACUACCUGACCUAUGUUGAAGCCUUCUCUCAUCACGCCAUCACAGGGCGAGCCUUGCUGCGUUUGAACGGGGAGAAGCUCCAGAGAAUGGGAAUCGUCCAGGACACCCUAAGACAGGAAGUCCUCCAACAAGUCCUCCAGCUUCAGGUUCGAGAAGAAGUCCGCAAUCUUCAGCUUCUCAGUCGGACCUCCUUUGGAAACUUCUCUUAGCUCAUCGUGUGGUCCAUUUGGCAACCCUUGUCCUCAGCCCCUGUCAGAAAAACUCCAUGGAGAUAGAUGCUUCUGUCUUCACAUUUGCAAUGGAGAAUUAAGCCUAGGAAAAGCCUGUUGACUACACGCCAACCAGUCUGCUGGAUUCUCAUUCAACGCUGGUUUACCAGACCUCCGGGUGAGAGACAAAGCCUCGCUCAAGGCCGGAAUACCAACUGUAGCAUAGCGAUAACAAGGUGAUCAUCUGAAAUCGUCUGGUUUCGAUCGAAGUAGCAAAUCCAUCCUUGUUAGUGGGAUUGAUAGAUACACAAGAUCCAUUACAAGAGUUGGAUCAAAAUGUCUGCUUUUACAAAGUUAAUGAUAACAAUAAUUGUAUUUGACAGUUUCAAUUAAAACAGAGCAUUAUUUUGAAAUCGAAAUGGUGGGGUAGUCAAGGUUGUAGUUUAACUUUAAGUUUAACUUUUUUUUUUACAUAAAUUUUAACUUUUGAAACAAAGGGUGUUGAGACCAUAGUUGAAAUGAUGUGUGUAUAUGUACUAUAUGAUAACUUUACACAAACAACAGUGCAUUUUCCUCUCAGGAUUUGAGAUCGCUGGUGGAUGACUAAUAGUAGAUAUCAUCAGACGUUUUAUAUUGUGAUUGAAUUAGACUAGAUUGACUAUGUAGCGAGACACUAUAUACUACAGCACGUUUGAGGAUUGUAAAAUAACAUGCACUGUAAGCAAGUGCAUUCUCACAGAAGCUUGUGCUUAUUUCUAUGGGACAAAUCCCAAGGGCAGGCAAGUAUAAUGUGAUGAUCUCGUUGUCUACGCUUGAUCAAGCAAUAAUUUAAAUGUAAUUACACAAUGAGGACUAGCUGUUAGGGCUAAGUAAGAUACAUUGAAAUGCGUUAUUUUGCAGAAUGAUGUUUAUACGUUUGCCUGUUAUAGAGGCAGCAUUUAACUGCCUUGCAGUGUUGUUCAAGAACGUUACUGGAAGUCAUUUCCCUCUCGAAGAAAAGGACAAACCCGGCGGAUACAGUCAAACGUGCACCUGUCACUCUUACCAUCCCAUAAAAAACACAACAGCUUGUUUACGUUGCAAAAACUAAGAAUUUGCUGUCUCGUGAUUUUGUCACUCUAAGUGGUCUGUACCUCAGAGCGUUUGCAGAUUAUGUAAAUGUCAACAUUUAAUGGACAGUUGUCAAGCCACUGUGAUGCUGUCUAUGGAGUGGGAAUAAAAGAGACAUUUGAACAAACAAAUCAAUAAAGAAGACAUAACUAGACA
Messenger RNA from Syngnathus acus (greater pipefish), 2007 nucleotides. It is a transcript of the gene samd10b, whose product is annotated as sterile alpha motif domain containing 10b. The coding region runs from base 211 to 741 and encodes 176 amino acids. Gene Ontology annotation, cellular component: cytoplasmic side of plasma membrane. The record is from RefSeq and is a predicted model, not a curated record. Gene Ontology annotation, biological process: cell surface receptor protein tyrosine kinase signaling pathway. Gene Ontology annotation, molecular function: protein binding. Lineage: Eukaryota; Metazoa; Chordata; Actinopteri; Syngnathiformes; Syngnathidae. The transcript has 5 exons.